AUGGCUGUCUGCGUCGAGCCAGCUCGGGCCAAGGAGGUGGAGGGAGAUGGGAGGGUUCUGCCGGCUGACAUCUCCCCUUCCCUAGAUGCCAAGGGGUCCAUCCGAGAGAUCAUCCUGCCCAAGGGCCUGGACCUGGACCGGCCUAAGAGGACGCGCACGUCCUUCACCGCGGAGCAGCUCUAUCGGCUGGAGAUGGAGUUCCAGCGCUGCCAGUACGUGGUGGGCCGUGAGAGGACCGAGCUCGCCCGGCAGCUUAACCUCUCCGAGACCCAGGCAAAUAGUGAAGAAAAUAAUGAACGAUUCAAACGCGGGAUAAAAAAACAAAAGAAGAAAAGGAAGAAAGAGCCAGCAAAUGAUGAGUCUCGGCGUGGGGACUCCGGGGGCAGAGGGUGGCAGCCCCUAUAG
Molecule: messenger RNA, 405 nt
Organism: Mandrillus leucophaeus (drill)
Lineage: Eukaryota; Metazoa; Chordata; Mammalia; Primates; Cercopithecidae
Gene: VAX1
Product: ventral anterior homeobox 1
Exons: 4
Coding region: 1-405 (134 amino acids)
Biological process (GO): neuron differentiation; central nervous system development; brain development
Molecular function (GO): DNA binding
Source: RefSeq, a predicted model, not a curated record